AUGAAUACAUAUAAGGAUGUCAAUCGGAGAGUCCUCGCAAUCCAGGCGAAGAAAAAGAGGCAUAAACCAGGCAAGAGGAAGCCUAAAGUCGAAGAGAAUCGUUCUACCACACCUAAGGACAAGACCUACUUCAAUAAAACUGAACCUAGUACUUCAUCUUCAAAUGAAACUAUUGAGGAAGACGAAGACGAACCGUAUUCAUCUGAUGAAGAAGAACAGGAGGAUUCAACAGAUUACUGUAAAGGAGGUUAUCAUCCAGUAAAAAUUGGUGAUCUUUUUCUUAGCAGGUAUCAUGUUACUAGGAAGUUGGGAUGGGGUCAUUUUUCCACUGUUUGGCUGUGCUGGGAUCUUGUUGACAAAAGGUUUGUAGCUUUAAAGGUUGUUAAGAGCGCAUCUCACUUUACAGAGACUGCCUUAGAUGAAAUCAAGCUAUUGAAAGUUGUUCGUGACAGUGAUGCCACUGAUCCCAAGCGUGAAAAAGUUGUACAGCUAUUGAAUGAUUUUAAAAUAAGUGGUGUUAAUGGCACUCAUGUUUGUAUGGUUUUCGAAGUGUUGGGACAUAAUUUACUAAAACUAAUUAUUAAGAGUAAUUAUCGAGGCAUUCCAAUUAGAAAUGUGAAGUGUAUCAUUCGACAAGUUUUAGAAGGCUUAGAUUACCUGCAUACAAAAUGCCAGAUUAUACACACUGAUAUCAAACCAGAGAAUGUUUUGCUGUGUGUUAGUGAAUCUUACAUUAGGAAACUUGCCUGUGAAGCAACAGAGCUUCAUUCAACUGGUUCGAAAUUGCCGAUUUCAUUAAUCAGUACAGCACCAAAGGAGUUUCAAGAGUUGGCUCCUAAUUCGAAAAUGUCCAAAAACAAGAAGAAGAAACUGAAAAGGAAAGCUAAAAGGCACAAUGAACUUUUGAAAAAACAAAUGCAACAAAUCGAAGAACUAGAGGAACAGAGAAAAAACACUGAAAAGGAAGGUACUAAGAUGAAAUCGAAUGAUAGUACUGCUACAACUCCUGAAGAAAAUAUGAAUUUACAAGAUAUAUCAGAAAAAGAAAUGUCUACUGAAAUUAAAACUGACAGUGAAUAUCUUAAUGGUUGUGAUCUCAUUGACCCUAUGAAUGCAAAUAUUACAGGAGCAGGUGAAACAGGAUGUGUUGAAGGACUGAUGCAGGAUGAAAAAGUCGAGAGUGAAAAAAGUUUUGAUGGUGGAGGAGAAGAUAUUAAUCUCGCGGAAGAGCCCCUAAGUAUUAGCCCAAGUGAAGAUACCACUCCAUCAUCUCCACGUAGGUGUGAAAGGAAGUACUAUGGAAAUGAAAUAGACCCGUCAAGGUGGGAAUGUGAAAUGGAUGUUAAAAUAGCUGAUCUAGGAAAUGCUUGUUGGGUUGACAACCAUUUUACAGAAGAUAUACAAACUAGACAGUAUAGGUCUCUUGAAGUUCUUAUUGGUGCUGGUUACAAUACUUCGGCUGAUAUUUGGAGUACCGCCUGUAUGGCGUUCGAGUUAGCUACUGGUGACUACCUCUUUGAACCUCAUUCAGGCGAUGGCUAUUCGAGAGAUGAAGAUCAUCUAGCUCACAUCAUUGAAUUGCUUGGAGAGAUUCCGAAAAGGAUAAUAAAUUCUGGAAAGCAGUCUCGUCAAUACUUUAACAAGAAAGGAGAGUUGAGGCACAUUGCAUGGCUGAAGCCUUGGGAUCUAUACGAUGUGUUGACUGAUAAGUAUAAUUGGAGUCCACAAGAUGCUAAGGACUUUGCUGCCUUCUUACGGCCAAUGCUGGACUUCGAUCCUAACAGAAGGGCUACAGCCGCAGAAUGCCUCCAGCAUCCUUGGCUCAAAUAUUAA
Molecule: messenger RNA, 1833 nt
Organism: Nezara viridula (southern green stink bug)
Lineage: Eukaryota; Metazoa; Arthropoda; Insecta; Hemiptera; Pentatomidae
Source: the annotation of a GenBank genome assembly